Molecule: messenger RNA, 2447 nt
Organism: Hydra vulgaris (swiftwater hydra)
Lineage: Eukaryota; Metazoa; Cnidaria; Hydrozoa; Anthoathecata; Hydridae
Product: mast/stem cell growth factor receptor Kit
Biological process (GO): multicellular organism development; positive regulation of kinase activity; protein phosphorylation
Cellular component (GO): signaling receptor complex; plasma membrane
Molecular function (GO): ATP binding; transmembrane receptor protein tyrosine kinase activity
Source: RefSeq, a predicted model, not a curated record
GUUAUGUAACAUCCAGGAUGAGGAUUUCAGAGUUUAUUGUAUUCACCUCCAUGUUCUCAAUUUUGAACAUUAUUUCUACUAGUGACUGUCCUAUUGGUUGGUAUGAUUAUAAAAAUCAUUGCUACUUUUUUAGUAGUGCACCUAAGAAAACUUGGAAGAAUGCUGUUUUAUCAUGUCAAAAAUAUGAAGGAAAGUUAUUAAAUAUAGAAGAUGAAAACGAAAAUUUAUUUAUUUUAGACUUCCUUAAAAAUGGCGAUGCAAAUCAUCUCUGGAUUGGUCUAAAAGCACUUCCGAGAAAGUAUGUGUGGUCAGAUAAUACACCUUUGUUGUUUUUAAAUUGGAGUAACAAUGAACCAAAUAAUAAUGGCGGAAUAGAGAACUGUGUGGAAAUAUCAACUGAUGGUUGGAAUGACAAUGAUUGCAAUAAUAGUUUUGAUUUUAUUUGUAAAACUAAAAUGAGUCACAUUAACUGUAGUAACGGCUUCAGAGAUUAUUGCUACUUUUUCAGCAGUACAGAUGCAACAUUUGUAGCACAAAACUGGAAUGAUUCUUAUUCAUCAUGUCAAAAAUAUGGUGGUACCCUGUUAAGUGUAUCAGAUAAAGCAGAAAAUUCAUUUAUCUUAAAUAUCAUUAAGAAUAACAUCAUGAUGAGGAAGCGUUUUUGGAUUGGUCUUUAUGCUCUUCAGAGAACAUUUGUUUGGUCAGAUAAUACAUCUACAGAGUUUUCAAAUUGGUUAGAAAGUCCACCAGAUAGUUAUAACAGAACAGAAGGUUGUGUGGUAAUAUCUCGUAGUGGUUGGGAGGAAAGACCUUGCACAUUUAGUUACGCGUUUAUUUGUAAAGUUAAAAAAGUUUCACUACUUCAACCUGAUCUAAUCUUGCCACCAUCUACUUCACCAGCUUCUAGUAAUAGAAAUAAAGUGCUUGUCGCAGUAUUAGUAACUUUUUUAGUUUUUCUCUCCAUACUCUCUGUUUUUAUUGCAUUAAGAGUUUACAAGAAAAAAGUAAAAUGUCAAAAAUCAAAGCAAUUGGAUUCCUUCAUGAAAGAGUCAGACAUGGAUUGUGAAAAACUAUCAGUUGAUGAUUGGGAGAUUUUUCCUGAAAACUUUGUUUUAGAUAAAAAAGUUGGUGAAGGUGCAUUUGGCACAGUCUUUAUUGCAAAAAUAAAUCAUAAGAUUCUUACUAAAAGAUUAAAGACAUACCAUAAGUAUAGUAUUGUUUCACCUGAUAUUAAAGAGGAUUAUGCUAUUAAUGUUGCAGUAAAACUUUUAAAAGAUUCUGCUGAUCCAUCAGAAUAUAAUGAUUUUUGUGAAGAAAUAAAUCUAAUGAAGGGGAUUGGAUAUCAUAAAAAUAUUUUGAAUAUGAUUGGUUGUUCAACAAUAAAUAAACCUUUGUGUUUAAUUGUUGAGUACAUGGAGAAUGGAGAUUUACUCAGUUUUUUGAGAAAAAGACGUACAAAACUUUUUGCAUCAAAAGUUGAUGGGGAGUGCAAAGUUGAUGGAGCUGCAAGCUAUAUCUACACACAGAGUUAUCAAAACACUUUAGAGACAAUUAUUAGUGAAAACAAUUCUUCAGAAGUUAUGCCAAAUGAGAUUCCCCUGGAUGAAAUUGGAGUGAUAACUCCAGAAGAUUUGCUUUCUUUUGCAUGGCAAGUGGCUUCGGGAAUGGAAUAUCUUUCAUGUAUAAAACUUGUACACAGAGACCUUGCUGCAAGAAAUAUAUUGGUUGGUGCUGAGAAAAACAUCAAAAUCUCUGAUUUUGGCCUAACACGUAAAGUCAACGAUGAAUUAAAUUACGUAGGCAGUAAAAAUUGUCGUUUACCGGUUAAGUGGAUGUCUGUUGAAGCCAUAUUUGACCAAACAUUUACAUCAUACAGUGAUGUAUGGGCGUAUGGCGUUGUUUUAUUUGAAAUUGUUACGUUAGGAGGAACACCAUAUCCAUCAAUAAAUAACCGUGAACUUCUUGCUCUUUUAAAGUCUGGGUACAGAAUGGAUCGACCAGAAAAUUGUUCAGAACGCUUGUAUGACAUCAUGUUACAGUGUUGGAACGAAGAUCCGUUAAAGAGACCAACAUUUACUGAGAUUCGUGAGCAUUUUGAUGCAAUAAUAUCUCAAAAUGAUUCCUAUUUCAACUUUGAAAUUGAUGAAAAGAAUAUAUAUUAUAACGUUGCUUCGUUUAAAAGUCUUUCAUCUGAAACAGGUAUGGCACUUGAAGAAACCUUAGAAGAGUCCCUACAUAUUGAAUCAAAUAAAAAUGUUAAAAUAACUAACGAAAAACAAAUUUCUUUUUUGAAUGAAAGAUUUGCAAAUCCAGAAUUUUCUAAAUCUGAAAUAAAAACUUUUUCGUCAGCAGGUUUAAUCAAUUAUGCACUUCAUGAAGCAAUAUCGGAAAUUCAAUGAUGUAAUUUAAUGUUACAUAAUUAUUGUUCAAGUAAUAGUUAUGAAAUA